AUGAAAUUACUAUAUGUUUUAUUUAUUUUAUAUUUUUUUGUUAUUAAUCUAAGUAACAUUAAAGCAAGCAAAGGUGGAGUCAAUACUAGUAAUAGUUCAGAAGAUGAACUCACUAUUAAUAUAGUGGUAGAUCAAUUUUCAAAAAUACCUUAUAACUAUACAGAGUGUGGAGCACCAUCUUUGCCAUGCACUAAUUUUGAAGAUGCAGGAACAAGUGCAAGAUAUUUAUUAAAUAAUAACAAAGAUUCAUCUAUUCCAAUUAAUCUAGUAAUAGAGUUAAGAAACUCAUUUUUUUAUUUAAAUAAUACCAGUAGUUGUUUUGGAAAUUUAUAUGGGUUUUGUAAUAUUAAAAUUAAAUCAAAUAGUGGUGACGACAAAGUUACAAUUGAUGGGACAGAUUAUUUCACCGACCAACCACUUUUUGUUAUAGAGCAACCACAAAUCAAUAAACCACCUAAAUACACAUGUGGUUAUAUUAAAAUAGAUAUAAACAAUUUUUCAUUUACAAAUUUUUAUUUAUCCUCUUCUUCACCAUUGUUUUCAGUAUUUGCCCAAUUACCAAACCAACUUUAUAGUUAUUUAUAUUUCAAUGUAUAUAAUUCCAAAUUUAGUAAUAUAAAUAGUCCAAUAAUAAGCUUAGAAAAUGAUACACCAUUCAAUAAUAAUAAUAAUAAUAAUAAAAACAACAAUAAAUUACAAUCAAAUUUAAACCCAAAUAAUUAUAAUAUGGUAACACUUUUUUCAACAUGCAGUUUUAAUAAUAUAAAACGUAUGGGUGAUUAUAUUACUGUUCCUACACCAAUUUUUAAAAUUAAAUCAGCUAUAAUACAAAUUUUAUUAUCAACUAUUAGUGAUGUAACCUUUUCAUCUAAAGAUCCACAGUUUAUAUAUGUAGAGAAUGGCAAUUUAAAAAUAUUCCAAACUACAUUUAAAAACAUUCACUCUUCUUCAUCUUUACCAUUCAUCACAACUCUUGAAUCAGCAUUCAAUACACAGCUAGAUACAAUAACAUUUCAAGAUAAUUCGGUUGGUACAUUUUUAGAAAUGAAUCAAACUGCUCCACUUAACACCACUACAGAAAUGGAUUAUAUCUUUUUAACAGAUUCAAGUUUUUCAAAUAAUAUAUUCAAAUCCUUAUACGAUAAUAAUAAUUUCAUUGUGAUCAACUCUAAUAACCCACAUAAUAAUUUGGUUUUAAAUGGUGUACAGUUUUAUAAAAAUAAAUUAUUAGGCUCAGAUAUAAUACCAUCAACAGACUCAUCAGAAUCGUCAUCAUCCUCCCAAAAAGAUAUAUCUAAAAAUAAACUUGUAUCAACAUCGUCGCUCAUCAACUUACAGGGACCAAAUAAUUAUAAACUAUUAACUGUGGAAUUUAGGGACACAUUGGAAUCAAUCUUUUUAUUGUAUUUGGGUCAAACUAAUGUAUCUAUGGUAAAUUCAAUUUUACUAUCUGUUGAUCCAGCAGGUGGUGUGGGCUCCAACAUAACAUUUGACUCCUUAUCAUUCAUCGCACAAACUGACACUUUGUAUCAAUGCACAGGAUGUCUCUUCAACGGUAAGGUUGGAAUUAAACCUCCAUUGAUUAGUACCUCCACAGCAAUAUUGUUAAUACUAGGUUUCCUCGUCACAAUCGGUGUAUUGGGUGUCUUGUAUAGUAAAUUUGUUCACAAAAAACUCACAGAAUCUAUUGGAGGCAGAAUCAGGAGAUAUAAGGAAAAACGUUUCAUUCAUUUGGAUAAGAAUAUAGCAUCAACACUAGAACAAAGUGAAAGUUUAUUAAGCGAUUACGAUGAUGAUAGUAGUUACAGUAUAAAUAAUAAUAAUAAUAAUAAUAACAACAAUAGUGCCAUCAAUGAUGACUAUAAUAAAUUUAAAGUUGUAGGUGAUUUAGAAUAAAAAGUUUAUUUUUUUGAAACAAACAAAAUAAAAGUUUUUAUGAUUUUUGAAU
This is a messenger RNA of Dictyostelium purpureum, 1948 nucleotides long. RefSeq lists its product as uncharacterized. Lineage: Eukaryota; Evosea; Eumycetozoa; Dictyosteliales; Dictyosteliaceae. The coding region runs from base 1 to 1896 and encodes 631 amino acids. The transcript has 2 exons. The record is from RefSeq and is a predicted model, not a curated record.